AUGAAGCUACGACCUCGGAAGCCGGUCAACUAUGCUCCCGCACCUACGGAUUCAGCUUCUGGUAGUCCCGCCCAGCCAUCGGCCGGUGGCGGCGUAGGUGAUGCACCGGGACCAGACGCCCAGCCACCAGCCGGCGUCGGCGCAGGUGAUGCACCGGGACCAGACGCCCAGCCACCGGCCGGCGUCGGCGUGGGUGAUGCACCGGGACCAGACGCCCAGCCACCGGCCGGCGUCGGCGUGGGUGAUGCACCGGGACCAGAGCGGCAGCACAUUAUCCCGGACUGGAUCGGGGAUACCUCCGCACCGGACGAUUCCCUGCCGGUUGUCCCAUCGACGCCAGAGAAGCUCACCGCGGGCAUGACGUCCCUUGCGAUUAGCGGUGCUGAAUGGCGCGAAAGAACUGAGUCCAACUACUCUUCAAACCCGGACCCGGAAUGGGAUGACCCGGAAAAGAACCGCGCGGUUCAGGACGAGCAGAUUGUCAACACAGCCCUUAUUCUCCUACUUAACGUACUUACACUCACUUUUAACGAGGCCCAGGGCAAGUGGUCACUAUACCGGCAGCCGUUUUGUGUACGUGACCGUAAUGCUGAAAAGGUGUUUGAGGCGCGCGUGGACGGAACCUAUACCGUCGGGGGGGAUAACGUCUCUAUUGUCGAGGUCAAGCCGUACAAUCGCAAUGAUAGCAUCAAGGUCAACAGCGCCGUCUCCAUGCAGGAGACGGCGCAGAUGGCGGCGUGGAUCUCGCAGUUCCCGCCCGCGGACGCGAGGACGGCCCCCCCGGAGCGCAUGUACCGGCGCCUGCUGCUGUCGCAGGAUAAGGACGAAGUGUUUUGCACCGUCGCCUCGUUUCGUCCAGCGUACGUUCGCUAUAUCUGUGACUGGACAGACACGACACAGGAGGACGAGGAUAUCAAAAAUGACGAGGGUUUUCUGAAAAUGGACCAGCAAGGGCCUUUUAUGGUGGCUCGUGACAAGCACAUGGAGUUGCUUGGCAAACUUCUCCUGGCAUAUGUGAUCCAGGGCUCUCUAGAGGAGGAGAUCUAA
This is a messenger RNA of Cordyceps militaris CM01, 1047 nucleotides long. RefSeq lists its product as uncharacterized. Bases 1 to 1047 code for a protein of 348 amino acids. The transcript has a single exon. NCBI's taxonomy places the organism in Eukaryota, Fungi, Ascomycota, Sordariomycetes, Hypocreales, Cordycipitaceae. The record is from RefSeq and is a predicted model, not a curated record.